Trematomus bernacchii (emerald rockcod) is the source of this 1061-nucleotide messenger RNA. RefSeq names its product potassium channel tetramerization domain containing 14 (gene kctd14). The record is from RefSeq and is a predicted model, not a curated record. Lineage: Eukaryota; Metazoa; Chordata; Actinopteri; Perciformes; Nototheniidae. Gene Ontology annotation, biological process: protein homooligomerization. The coding region runs from base 29 to 757 and encodes 242 amino acids. The transcript is spliced from 4 exons. Gene Ontology annotation, molecular function: protein binding.
AGAGCAGCUAGCAGCUGGACACGUCAGGAUGAGUCUGCCGGACUACAAACCCUCAGAGAAACAGUCUCUACCCACUCUCCCGCACUCUCCUGUGGUGCAGCUGAACGUGGGGGGGCACCUGUUCAGCACCGCUCUGAGCACGCUCCGUAAACACCCCGACUCCAGGCUGGCUGAGUUGUUCAGCUCUCCGCCCAAACUACGCUCCGACCCUCAGGGACGCUACUUCAUCGACCGCGACGGGUCACACUUCGGAGCCGUCCUCGACUUCCUGAGAUCCGCCUGCCUGCCAACACACAGCACCAAGGAGGUUCACAGGGAGGCGGUGUACUACAACAUCAGACCCCUGGUGAAGCUCCUGGAGGAGAGCCCUCCUCUGUUUGGAGAGCUGGUGGGCCGGCAGCAGUUCCUCUCCAGAGUCCCUCACUACAGGGAGAACAUCGAGGUGCUGAUUCGUAUCGCUAGAGCCGAGGCCAUAGCCGCCCGCCAGUCCACCAUCAUGAUAUGCGUGCUGCGCACAGAGGAGGACUUGGGUCUCUAUGACAACGCCAUCAACAGCCUGGAGUCAAAUAAGGAGUCGGUGGUGACGUUCGGACCCUGGAAGGCCGCGCUGUCCGUCAAAGACCUGCUGGACUGUGUGAAGCUGGACAUCGAGAGUCAGGGCUACAGCGUGAGCAUCCAGCGCCACGCGGUGGAGAGGAGCUUCCUGUCCUCCAGGAACUACGACUACUUCCACAAACUCAUCUUCACCUGGUGGUGAUGACAGGGGCUGCUUUCAGCUGCUUCUUAAGAAACUAGAUUAAAAACAACAGACAGCAAUUUGAUAUUUUACAAUUUGGAAUAGACCAAGUUAAUCCAAGUAGUUCCUGUCAGGGAAUAAUUUCCAUACAUGUUUACCUUUCGCCCUCUGACGCAGAUGCCCAGCCUUGGGCAGCAUGCUAUCUCCCAUACGGAGGGGCUGCCCUAGCAAGUUGUUGUUGUUACCAGUUUAUGGACGGGCAACUCUCGGUCAGAGAUAGUUAUUGUUGUGGGACACCUGGAACACAUCCUUCUCAGGGUGUAGA